Caenorhabditis auriculariae is the source of this 455-nucleotide messenger RNA. The record is from the annotation of a GenBank genome assembly. Lineage: Eukaryota; Metazoa; Nematoda; Chromadorea; Rhabditida; Rhabditidae.
AUGUCGAAAACGAUCAGGUAUGGACAGCAGAUACGGUGCAAUGCAAACCUGACGGGUCUCUGUAGGUCGGAACUGGUGUGAUUCCUAGUUCCAGCUCUAACUUAAAAUUUUUCAUGAAUAAGCUUAAAUAUGUCAAUCAAGAGCUUUCCAGAGCAACAAGCGACAAAUCCUCCAACCACUUCAACAUCAACUUCGACUUCAACCUCGACAAAGACCUCUACAACGACCCCUACCACUACCUCUACAACGACUCCCACUACGACCCCUACAACAACCCCUACAACGACCCCUACAACAACUCCUACAACAACCCCUACCACUACCCCUACCACUACCCCUACAACAACCCCUACCACAACCCCUACAACGACCCCUACCACAACUCCAACCACCACUACGAUCCCAACAACGACGACUCCAACGACCACUUCAACGCCCACAACUACUUCCACUAG